AUGUACAGUAGCAUUAAAGUAAGCGAGAAGAUGAAAGAAGAGACGUACCCCGAAAAAAGUGAAAAUAGCAAUAAUGACCAUGGGCUACAAAGCUGCACAAACUAUAGUCUAUGGUACUUUAAUGAUGCUUUACUGUCAACAAGAGGCUUAGUUCAACACAUUCCGAUCGCUAUUGCAUUUUCUCGGUCUGAAUCGGCUUUAUAUGAAAUGCCAAUGAAACUACUAGCAUACUUAAAAAUGGGACAUUUAUUGGCAAUGCUUACAUUAUAA
Molecule: messenger RNA, 270 nt
Organism: Chironomus riparius
Lineage: Eukaryota; Metazoa; Arthropoda; Insecta; Diptera; Chironomidae
Source: the annotation of a GenBank genome assembly